This is a messenger RNA of Hibiscus syriacus, 588 nucleotides long. Its product is annotated as phenolic glucoside malonyltransferase 1-like. Lineage: Eukaryota; Viridiplantae; Streptophyta; Magnoliopsida; Malvales; Malvaceae. The record is from RefSeq and is a predicted model, not a curated record. The transcript is spliced from 2 exons. The coding region runs from base 1 to 588 and encodes 195 amino acids.
AUGGUAGCUGGGAUGUUCGGAGAUGUGAAGACGGACGACCUUGUUGGUGACAAGGAGUCGUCUUUAUGGAACGGUUAUUGGCGUUGGGUAACAUUUUGCGGUGAAAAUUCAACAUCAACAAAUAUAGCAGCAGACAAGGUCCGAGUCAUGUUCAUGUUGAGUCGAGCUGAUGCCGAGAGACUAAAGCAUUUGGUCACAGCAGCCGAUGAUAAACAACAAUGUCACAUCUCAACGUUUGUAGUCGGAUGUGCCUUGAUAUGGGUUUGCUUGAUUAAAUCACGUCCAUUAGACUGCCGGAAUCGUUUCAGAUUUUCGGUAUCGAUGACAUACCUUUGGAAUUGUUUGAUAGCAGGCUGUGUUAUUAUACAGAAAAGCGAGGCAAUAGGAGACAAUGGGAUCAUUUUGGCUGCCAAGGCUUUGGGAAAAAGAAUUAAAGCAAUAGAAAAAGAUUGGACAGACAAUGGGGCAUGGAGUAUCGCAGAAGGGUCGAAAACGGGGUGUCCGUGUCUUACCGGUGUCGCCGAAUCACCUAACCUCCGAGUGUAUGAAACGGAUUCCGGUGGGGAAGGGCUUGCAAGGUUGAGCUGA